Belonocnema kinseyi is the source of this 533-nucleotide messenger RNA. RefSeq lists its product as uncharacterized. Lineage: Eukaryota; Metazoa; Arthropoda; Insecta; Hymenoptera; Cynipidae. Bases 48 to 533 code for a protein of 161 amino acids. The transcript has 2 exons. The record is from RefSeq and is a predicted model, not a curated record.
AAUUUUGAUGUUCGUUUCUGUCUUCUUCGCCAGGCAUAUUAGAAAAUAUGCUGUUAACACUGUUGGUUGCGCUUCUUGCGCUCGCCUCCGUCGACGUCGGCUAUACCAUACAGGUCCUAAACGGAAACAUUUCUGAGGAAGAGAUCGGAAAAGCGAACUCGUACCAUGACUCCUGGAAACUGCUGACUCAAGUAAACAUGACCAAUACUUUGCAGAGAGCAAAUUCAAUUCAGAGAACCUUGGACUUGGCCAUUCGAGAAUGCAGCGACGAGUGCUUGGAAGGACAUGACAUUCGCGCUGUCACAGGAAGAUUUGAUAGGCUGAAAACUAAACAAGGUAUCCUACACAACCUGCUAGAGAUACGAAGAGCGAAAAAAGGCCUCGCCAAUUUUGUAGGUGAUCUUUUCAAAACUCUCUUUUUUUGUACCCUAUUCGACAACGAUUUGACUACCAGAAAUCGAGAAAUAGAUCAGCUUUAUGACGAUAACAAUGGAUUAGCAGCAGCCCUAUUAUAUUCCAUCCAAAUAUUGUAA